Molecule: messenger RNA, 1868 nt
Organism: Bombus pascuorum
Lineage: Eukaryota; Metazoa; Arthropoda; Insecta; Hymenoptera; Apidae
Exons: 2
Coding region: 502-1425 (307 amino acids)
Source: RefSeq, a predicted model, not a curated record
AAUGGAGUAUUUGUAAAAGAGCUGCAGGGAAAAAAUGUAUUAUCGGAUGAAAGUGUAAUUAAGCAUUCGUUCAGAGUUCGGCGAAAUAAUAAGCGAAUGAUUUCUUGGACAUAUUUAGAUUAUAAUGAUUAGAUUUAAAUUUUAAUAACGAAUACUCGUUUGCACUUUCAUUUUAUCAAAUUUUACUAAAAUGGGACAAACAGUGAGACUUGGUUGGUCUAAACUGUUGGCCACACUGUUAUUAUGAACAAUUUAGCUAGAAAUUUCAUUUGAAAAAUGUAGCUCAUGUAUCUUCAGUCGUAACAAAUCGGACGAAAAGAUUAAAUCGAUCUAAUUCUUUGCAUGUAUGAACGACGUUGGAUGACCAAUAUCUGUGUAGUAUAAUCGUUUCCAUUUAUUUGAAUCUUCGUUUCAUUCGUUCGUUUGUAAUCGCACUAAAAGAGCAAGCUUUCUUGAAUUUGCAUACUGUUUCUUGUAGUCUGUUUUAGGUUUUUUCAGGCUAUGGAUUUGCAGAGGAACACAGCAGCUAGAUUAGUGGAUAUUUGCGCCUACAUAAAAUGUAACAACAGUCGACUUCGAGGAAAUCAUCUUUAUUGCUUUCCGAAAGAAAGCAAUCCGCUUCGUAAAGAAUGGAUUUUAAGAGUUGGCAAUCCAGCUCUACAAUAUUAUGCUAGCUCUACCAUAAGAAGAAUGGGUAUCUGUGCUGAACAUUUCUUACCCGAAAUGUUUAAACCAAACCGCACACAAAAUAUCAGCAGAAGGAAAAUGUUGAAAAUGGAUGCUGUACCUCAACCACCAAAAAAUAUAUUAGAAAAUGAAGAAGGAGGAAAAGGGGAAGAACAACAACGCGACUACCAACAACGACAACAGCAACAACAAAAUGCAAGAGAAGAAGAGGUAGCAGAAGAAGAAGAAGAAAAAGAAUUACGUGUUAAUAAACCAGUGUUGAAUUAUACAAGAGUGCCAUUUACGUUUUGUGACAAUGAGGAUGCAAUGCAAUGGCUAAUGAUUGAACCAGAAAUGACAAACUACAAAGUACAAAUUGAGAAUUCUCAAAAUAAAACAUUUUGUGAAAUGAAAUUGGAAAAUGAAUGUGUUCAGCUCAUGAAAGAGAAUAGAGAUUUAAAAGCACGAUUGAAAUAUCUGAAACGAAAAGUCAAACGAAUCAAAAACUCCAGAGAUCAUUUUUAUAACAAGUUGCGCAAAGUAGAAACUGUAGAUGAAUUUUUAGAUAGACAUGGGUGCAAAAGCAACGUCGUAAGGACUUUCAUUAAGUUGCAACUGAAAGGUGAAAAUUUGUCAUAUACAACCGAAGAACAAGAUUUAGCAAAAAUGAUAUUUUGCAAUUCUGCAUCAGUUUAUAAUAAGCUAAGGAUAAGUGGAUGUCAUUUACCAGCUGAGAGCACAAUACGGAGGUGGGUCUGAAUCUAUAAUUUAAAGAAAAAGAAAUGGAGAAAAGAUGGAAACAACCAUUAGCAUAUUUCUGAGUUUCACCAGAAACAGGAGAAAUGAAAAGUGAUCAAGUAAUUACAUUACUAAAAAUAUGCUUAACGCAAUUAAAAGAAAGCGGAGUACACGUAAAAAUUUUAACAUGUGAUCAAUACUCAACUAAUCAGAAAAUAUAUAGAAUUAGGAGUAUUGGGGAAGAAUUCAUUUUUCAUUUAUGAAUGUACAAUGUAUUAUGCAACCUUCGAUUUUCUUUAUCUAAUUAAACACUUGUGCAAUUAAGAAAUCAUAAAAAUACUAGGGGUAUGUUAGGAACGAAUUAUUGUAAUUGCUGGAUUGGUUGUUUAAGUUUUUCAUUUAUUGUAUCGUUUUUCAUUAUAUGAACACCAAAUUUUUGCGAAUACAUCUUUCAAAGUAUGUCA